Sphaeroforma arctica JP610 is the source of this 366-nucleotide messenger RNA. RefSeq lists its product as hypothetical. Gene Ontology annotation, molecular function: protein binding; structural molecule activity. The transcript is spliced from 3 exons. Gene Ontology annotation, biological process: vesicle-mediated transport; intracellular protein transport. Lineage: Eukaryota; Ichthyosporea; Ichthyophonida. The record is from RefSeq and is a predicted model, not a curated record. Gene Ontology annotation, cellular component: COPI vesicle coat.
UUGCGAACGGCCUCCACGCUAUUCUUCAAGAUCAAGAACUUUAAGACGGCGGCUUCCUUUGCGCGCCGUCUGUUGGAGUUGGGCCCAGCGCCAGCGGUUGCGCAACAAGUGCGAAAGAUCCUGGCGGUGUGCGAGAAGAAUCCCACAGACGCACACGCUAUUGACUACGACGAACACAACCCCUUCACGCCCUGCGCCAAGAGUUACAAGCCUAUCUACAAGGGAACGGCCAGUGUCAAGUGCCCGUACUGUGCCUCCACCUUCCAGCCCGAAUUCAAGGGAGAACUAUGCCCCGUGUGUAAUCUAUCGCAAAUCGGCAAGGACUGUAUGGGUCUACACAUCAGCCGCGCUCAAUUGCAGAGAUAA